Messenger RNA from Diaporthe batatas, 1199 nucleotides. RefSeq lists its product as uncharacterized. Bases 138 to 1073 code for a protein of 311 amino acids. The record is from RefSeq and is a predicted model, not a curated record. Lineage: Eukaryota; Fungi; Ascomycota; Sordariomycetes; Diaporthales; Diaporthaceae. The transcript is spliced from 3 exons.
CUUUGGGGCAGGCGUUUGCUGGUCCCCAGAAAUUGGGCUUUUUUCUCGAGGGCCCAUCUGGUGAUUUUCUCCGCUUUACCUCGAACUUCGUGACGUGCGUUGUAACUUGGACUUCCCUUUUCGCGAUUCUCUGAAGCAUGCAUUCGACUCUGGUAUCCGGGUGGACCUUGACCAACUUGGGUCCUCUGACAACAACCUACACGGCACCUCCAUCAUGCUCAACGGAAUACUCGUCCAUCCGCAUUGGCGGGACACACGUUGAUGAACAAAACAUCACUCAAGUCUACUACGUGGGCGACGUGUGCGACCAGCCCCCGGUCCCAAGUAUUGGAAGCUGUCUGCCGUCCGGUGCGAAGCUCGACGAGCACUACAGCACAAUAGACUUCCGCCAGGUGCCGUUGAACACAACGUGUGCGUACUACUCUCCGGGUUUGAUGUGUCCGUCCGGCUGGGAGACCGUCGGCGGUGCCACCAAGGCAGAGGGAGGCUCCAUCACAAGUUCCGGCCCGGGCUUCGCCAGGCCGUCCGGGGAUGGUGGGGACGUAUCAGAUCUCAAAUACGUCAACAACGUCGGCUCAAAUGUCAUUUUGGCCGCCAUGGACGAUGGUGACGAAGCUAUACUGUGCUGCCCUAGCGCCUUUACUGUCGACCCAUAUGGGCAAUGCACGUCGGUGAUACAAACUUACAGUGUGCCUGGAGACUACUGUAGGAGGUACUUGGGCGAAGGCCUCAGCGGUGAAUGGGUUAAUACGACUCUCAGCAUUUGGGGGACGACCGUGACCGGCUCGUCGCCCUCUAUCACCGGUACCGGGACUGUAUCGAUUGUGACACAGACGAUCGACGACGACGAAAUCUCAGAGUACGUCGGCUUCUCCGUGGAGCCGAUGCUGUAUCUUGUAUAUGCUGCCACGGAUACGGCUGGGGUUACAUCUUCGGCGACAUCGUCUUCCGCUGCCUCUCCGUCCUCGGCUGCUUCGGCGACCGCCAGGAGCCCGCAGCUGGCCUCUAUUGCGCUCGUAUUAUCAACGAUGGUCCUGGCUUUUCUGUCGGGCUUUAUGUUGCUGAUGGGUUGAUGCGCUCAGUUGUUUGCUAAUAAUACAUGCCCGGUCAAGUCCACCAGCUCGAGCGCUCACAUGGUACUCUCAUUCGUAGAUAUCAACGAUAGUGAUGCUCCUAAAAUACAGUGGCAGUUUCCAGAA